CUACAACUACAACACUUCCACCGUUUACUACAACUACAACACUUCCACCGUUUACUACAACUACAACACUUCCACCGUUUACUACAACUACAACACUUCCACCGUUUACUACAACUACAACACUUCCACCGUUUACUACAACUACAACGUCUUCCACAAGUUCAGUGUCGAUGUCGUUUGUUCAUAAUAGUCCAUUCCUCUUUUUAUAUCUUGUUUACUUAUGUUAUCAAGUAUAUUAG
Molecule: messenger RNA, 239 nt
Organism: Rotaria sp. Silwood2
Lineage: Eukaryota; Metazoa; Rotifera; Eurotatoria; Philodinida; Philodinidae
Source: the annotation of a GenBank genome assembly